Messenger RNA from Lineus longissimus, 3700 nucleotides. Its product is annotated as prolyl 4-hydroxylase subunit alpha-1-like. Bases 171 to 1892 code for a protein of 573 amino acids. The transcript is spliced from 16 exons. Gene Ontology annotation, biological process: peptidyl-proline hydroxylation to 4-hydroxy-L-proline. Gene Ontology annotation, cellular component: endoplasmic reticulum. Lineage: Eukaryota; Metazoa; Nemertea; Pilidiophora; Heteronemertea; Lineidae. Gene Ontology annotation, molecular function: protein binding; L-ascorbic acid binding; procollagen-proline 4-dioxygenase activity. The record is from RefSeq and is a predicted model, not a curated record.
UAUCGGGAAGUUUCCCAGGGAAAUGAGGUUUAAAUACUUAUUUUAAGCCCUUGACUUUGCCCAAAGGUUAGUUUUGUUUACACUUGUUGAAGUAUUUAAUGGGACUGUGAGUGAUAAUCAAUAUUUGGUAAUUUGAGCUGAUGUCCCGCUAUUGAAAGAAUCUCUCCAAGAUGUCUUCAGGAUCCACAUCUAAGAUGUCCAUGGCCUCCAGAACAUUUUCUCUCCUGUGUAUGGUGACUGUCCUCAACUUGCCAAUUUAUUUGGUGAAUUGCGAAAUGUUCACUGCAAUGACAGAUCUGGAACGUCUAUUAUAUGCAGAAAGAGACAUUGCUGUUGACCUCCGAGAUUAUAUAAGAUUAGAAGAAAAGCGGAUCGAAAAAUUAAGAGCCGUGGUAAGUGAUUACGAAUCUCACAGCAGCGACGCCUUGAGGGACAAAGAAAAAUAUCUUGGGAAUCCAGUCAAUCUUUAUCUGCUUGUGAAAAGAUUCACGAUGGAGUUUGAUGAUGUGCUCUCAAAAUUCAUCACAAAUGAUACCACAAAAGCUUUUCUCGAUCGACUUGCAGGGAAGCAGAAAAGUUUCCCAAGUGGUGAUGACCUCAGUGGUGCCAUCAAUGCUCUGCUUCGUAUCCAAGACACAUAUCAAAUCCCUUCUGCCAAGAUGGCAAGUGGUAAAUUCCUCGACAGUGCCUCAACACUUAUCUCACCAGAAUUAACAGCCAGCGACUGCUUCAUCUUUGGCCAGACAGCCUACAAUGAUGAUGAUUGGUACCACACCAUACUCUGGAUGGAGGAAGCGCUUGAUAGAAUCAGAUUAGGAAAUGAUGAAUCUUCAAGUGUAUCAAAAGUCUCAAUCAUCGAUUAUUUGGCUUUUGCUGCCUUUAAGCAAGGGAAUAUUAAGUAUGCCCUCAAGCUCACCAACGAAUUGAUAGAAGAAGAUCCAGGUCAUAUACGAGCACAAAACAACAAAAUAUACUAUGACAAGCUCUUAGCUCAAGAGGCAGCUAAAAAUCCUGGGAGAGAGGCCGAUGAAUCUCAUGGUGUUAUCAAUACACGGUAUUUAGAUGAAUUCAGAAACACGGAAGAGUUCUUGGGUUAUGAAAAACUGUGUAGGGGAGAGGUCACGCACCCUGCGCCCAAAAAACUGAAAUGUCGUUAUGUCCAUCGUAAGAAUCCGCUGCUGUGGUUGAGUCCGCUCAAGGAGGAAACUAUGCAUGACAAACCGAGGAUAGACGUCUAUCACGGUAUGCUGUCCGAUCGUGAAAUUGAGGUGGUGAAAAGGCUGGCCAGACCAAGGCUUGGCAGGGCUACUGUACAGAAUUCACAAACUGGUGUACUGGAAACAGCCAGCUAUAGAAUCAGCAAGAGUGCAUGGUUGAAGAAUCAUGAGCACAAAGUGGUCAGACGCAUCAGUGAGAGAAUUGAAGCCCUGACUGGGUUAGACAUGUCUACAGCUGAGGAACUACAGGUGGCAAAUUAUGGAAUUGGAGGCCAUUAUGAACCCCAUUUUGACUUUGCGAGGAAAGAGGAAAAAAGUGCCUUUGAACCAGAAAUAGGAAAUCGAGUUGCAACUAUGUUAUUUUAUAAAACUGAGUACAGAAAAGAGCCUUUUAAACGCCUCGGAACAGGCAACCGGAUAGCCACUUUGAUGUUCUAUAUGAGUGAUGUAGAAGCUGGUGGUGCAACCGUGUUCCCACAUAUUGGAGCAAAGGUUUUCCCCGAGAAGGGGAAGGGUGUGUUCUGGUAUAACCUGCACAAAAGUGGAGAGGGUGAUCUCCUGACAAGACAUGCAGCCUGUCCUGUGUUAGCUGGAAUAAAAUGGGUUUCCAAUAAAUGGAUUCAUGAGCGUGGACAAGAAUUCCGUCGGCCAUGUAGCACGAAUAAAGACCUAUGAGAAUGGUGUCUUGGUCGUAUCGACUGCUUACAUCCAUCCAUGGCGUUCAUGUUUUCGUACCUCAUAUUAGUUCAUGUACAGUAGAUUCAUCUUCCGAAUAAUGGGAAAAAUCCCCUUUACUUUGUUUAGUUUUGGUGGAAGUGUGUUUGAUAAUCAAUGUUAUUCUGGAUGUGUUAUAUGAUCAGCUAACUUAAGAUAUCGCACUCUCUUCUCUACUUUAUUCCCAUUCUUUAACAUGCAUUCAUGUAUGCUGUUCAACCUGAGUUGCAUGCGGCAGUAUAAUAGUCGAUAUGCUUUUAAUCCACUGAAAUUUGAUCAAUUUGAAAAGGAUAUUCAGUGUAUUUCUGUGAUGAGGGCUGUAGAUCAUGGUCUAAAAUCUUCACAAGAAGUUGCCAUCAAAGAUCACGUUUCCCUUUCAAGGAAUACAUGUAUGUAGCAUAAUACUAGAACAUGAAGCAGUUUGAUUUUGAUUGGGGUGAGGCAAACUUUGUUACUUUAGAAAUUUGUAAUCAGUACUUGUUUAAUGCAUUCUUGUAAAGAACCUCGUACUCCAGGGCAUCUGGACUCCUCCCCUUCCUUCAUGUGAAAUUAGUGUUGGUGCUAGACAGAUUCAGUUUAAUGUAAAGCUUAUAUGUGUACUAUACAAUACAUACAGGGUGUCCCAAGAAGAACUAGCACAUUUUAUGGCCAAAGUAAGGCCCCCUUGGCCCCAUCACUGAUGUUUUCGGUAAAACUUAUGAUAAGUUCUUUUUGUGACACUCUCUAUAUUAUAUUGGUGCUUGGUGUUUAACAUCAGUUGUCUUUUUGUAUGCCUUGCAUAGGAAUUGCCUUUAAGCUGUCCAUCUUUUGGAAACUCCAAUUUUAUCCAGUUUAGAUGCGGUAUUCUCAGAGCUUUCAAUUCCAUUGUGGGUUCCAUUGUAAAUAAAGUGCCUGUUAUUGUCAUUGCCAAUGAAAUAUGACACAUAUCCUGCAACGAAACCCUGUACUGUGAGUAGUGCAUGUCUUUGAGGUUUGCCAGAACUGUAGAUUGGAUGAUGGGGGGAGCAAUGUAUAUCACAGUUUCAUUUCAUCUUUGUUAGAGGACCUGUAAUUUCAUUCAGGACUUUGACAUGCUUGACAAUAGAAAUGAUUAUUAAACGGUCACAAGUUUUUAGUCAAACAUGUAAAAGUUUAGCAGUUGAUUUUGUAGGUUUCUCGAAACUCAUUAGAUACAUUGGGAUAUUGCUUUUAUGAUAUUUUGAUACACAACCUUUGCAUUUAGUAUUGUCUUUUUGUGAUGGCGAGUGAUCAAAAAAGAAUCUAACCUGAAAAUACUCGUCGAUUGUGGUCGUUUGGUUUUAUUACUUCUAGUUACUCAAGACUAUGUGAAAGACUACAUUUUUGUCUUUGAAGGACUCAGACGUUGUACAAGUUGUUUUCUGCCUGGGCUAUCUGUUGCAAGGUAAAAAAUAAAACGCAGGAUUCAGAAAUAGACCUCAAUGUCAUUUUGUAUAGUUAGAGCUUUUUCAAUGCCAAUAGACCCAUAUACCAUAUCACUGGUAGGCUAAUACAUGUAGAUUGUAAACAUUCUGGUCAAUUUAUGCUGAUUGUAUUUUGAUUCAAUUUUAAAUUUUAACCUAAUUCAGUGGUUUUUUGCAAGACGAACAAAAUGAAUUCAGCUUAUAUGAAAUCAAAACUGGUUUCAUUAGUUUUUUAGAGAUCUGCAGUUCCCUCCAACCAUUGUUAUUAUCCAGUAUGCUUUAUCAUUUGAAAUCACAUUGUAUACAGCCAAUUUUUUAGUAUUGAAAUAAAGUGAGAUCAUAGUUUUA